Drosophila grimshawi is the source of this 1136-nucleotide messenger RNA. RefSeq lists its product as uncharacterized. Lineage: Eukaryota; Metazoa; Arthropoda; Insecta; Diptera; Drosophilidae. The transcript has a single exon. The record is from RefSeq and is a predicted model, not a curated record. The coding region runs from base 78 to 677 and encodes 199 amino acids.
UCUAGAUUUCAGUUUAUUUUAUAAAUAUAUACAUAUAGAAAAGGUGGAAUUUGCAACCAAAUUAAAAUAUUUGCAUCAUGUUUGAAGGGAAGCGAGUGCUUAGCUUUUUGUUGUUCCUGUUGUUGCAUGGAGACGGCGGGUAUUCGCAGAAUGCAUCAGAAGCCUGGAUACCGGAACGCUGCAGGUAUCUGAAGGAAUCGGGCGAGCUAAUGCAUCAGCAGUGUAGAGGCAAAUAUCCGCUGGUGGCAUACACCAAGUUUCGUGACACAUUCAUGAAGCAGACAGAUCGCAUGGCGAUCUUUAUGCCAGCAUCUGCCCUUUAUGUGAUGGCCGCCCUAAAAGAGUCAGAAUUGCACGAAUGCGAUAGCAUUCAACUGAUCGAGGUCAACAAAUACGUCUGCUGGCAUGGCGUUGGUGGCAAGCGGACCGUUAAACUCAAAUCAGCGAAGAUAUUUUGUUUUCCAUUUCAUGUACAGUUGCCCGAUGAUCUCAUGCAUGAAUGUGUGCUGGACAGGGAUGGCGUUAGCGACUCGGAACUGGAACAAUUAGUGCUGCGCACCAAAUGGGGUAUCAUACAUUAUGUCUUUGACAAUGAUUCGGCUAUGCAAUAUUGGCGGACUCAAGAAUCUUGCAUUCUUCAAACGAUAUUAAUGAUCGCUCUGCUUCUGCUUUAUUAACGAGCUACCUCCUUUCAUUUCCUUAUUUCCCUCCUAAGAUCCUGUAGAAAUAUUAGAUUAUAGCAGCUCAACGAAUGUGAAUCGAAUCGCAAAUAGCGAUUCAUCAAAAGUUAAUCGAUAAGAGCUACGUAGUACUUCACUUUGUUCGCGUAGUGCCUCUUGCAGUAUCAUGCACGAUCGUCAAAAUAGCAACUGCAAGUCACGCCCAAUUACGUCAGUAGUGUUUAGGUGCGACGCUGUUUAUCUUAUGCCACAAAGAGGGAGGCAAGCGCAGUACAGGGUGAUCUCUCGGUGGCAGGGCGUUUAAUUUCUGUGCUCUCAAUUUCGGCAGUCGUAAGGCAGACAUUGUGGAGGCUAGUCGAUAAAGGCGAUGCGAUUUUUCCUUUGACAGUUCCAUGUAUUUUUAUCGCUUGGCUUACAACUAUUAAAUUGCAUAUUUCGCAAUGUUGAAAUAUUCAA